AUGGUAUCUUUUGAUGUCACGUCCCUCUUUACUUCUAUCCCCCAGGAUCUGGCAAUCAAGACCGUCCAGCUACACCUACGAAACAAAUACGAUGAAACGGAGAAUCGUCUCGGACAUGCCCAAGUCCUUCAGCUCCUAAAGUUCUGUCUCAGGACGUACUUCAUGUUUGAUGGAACAAUCUACGAGCAAGUGAAGGGAACACCAAUGGGCUCGCCGAUUUCGGGAUUCAUCGCCGAGGCGGUGCUACAGCGGUUGGAGUCGCUGGUCUUCCAACACCACAGACCAAAAUUCUGGGCUCGGUAUGUGGACGAUACCUUCGUCGUCAUCGAACGGGAUCAGGUGCUAACGUUCAAAGAGCGUCUCAACAGCGUCUUCCUGGACAUUCAAUUCACGAUGGAGGAGGAAGAGGAUAACCAGCUGCCAUUCAUUGAUGUCCUCGUCUGUCGCAAAGAUUGUGGUGGUCUAAAGACCAAAGUGUUCAGAAAAGCAACGAACACGACGCAAAUUCUGAAUUUCAACAGUAACCACCCAAUUAGCCACAAACGCAGUUGCGUAAGAACGCUAUUUCGGCGUGUUGAGACGCACUGCAGUGAACCGGAAGACAAGGUUGCCGAAUCCCAAUAUCUUCGACGGGUUUUCCGAGAAAACGGUUACCCGCGCAACUUCGUCAACCGGUGCCUGCGUAAACGAGACGAGCGACAAAAUCGCGCCGACCCAAAUUCUGGCGAUCGAUCCCGUACAUCAAGAACGUCUCCGAGGCCGUUAGCCGCCUUCUUGCACCACUUGGGGUUGGAGUUGCGCACAGACCGGAGGCCACCAUGA
This is a messenger RNA of Spirometra erinaceieuropaei, 822 nucleotides long. The record is from the annotation of a GenBank genome assembly. NCBI's taxonomy places the organism in Eukaryota, Metazoa, Platyhelminthes, Cestoda, Diphyllobothriidea, Diphyllobothriidae.